Molecule: messenger RNA, 522 nt
Organism: Alternaria burnsii
Lineage: Eukaryota; Fungi; Ascomycota; Dothideomycetes; Pleosporales; Pleosporaceae
Exons: 2
Coding region: 1-522 (173 amino acids)
Source: RefSeq, a predicted model, not a curated record
AUGGAUGCCUCAACGCGCCAGUUCUUCGAGAAUAUCCGCCUGGAGCCAAACUGGAUCGAUCAACACCUGAUGUCCAACUUCUCUGGGCUGACCACAACAGAUUGUCAGGCCGAGUGGAUACUGUUCUCAAUUACGCCAUCUCCGGUUCUCGUUCCUUCUGUGCCAAUCGAGUCUCCUGAAACACAUAUCGUUUCCCCUACAUCAGAGGACUAUUUCAUGGCAACUAUGUCAUCCGAGGCUACUGACUAUCGUACGUACGUCGAAGCACCUGAAGGUUCUGCAGAAGCAAGUCACGACCGUGCCUCUUCGAACGAUUGGCAGGACAUUCAUAAACUCUCACCUCGUAAUACUGAAGAGCAAACCACAGAAGUGCCUUCGAUAGAACAACUCAAAGCUCGUGGUAAAGGUCACUACACCUGUCCGCAUGGUACUGCAUGCGACAAAGGCGGUGUUCAACCAGAUGGGCAACUGACUGUCUACGAAAGAAAUUCUGCUUUUAGGUACGUUCCGAAUACCACCUGA